Messenger RNA from Rattus norvegicus (Norway rat), 5006 nucleotides. RefSeq names its product RNA exonuclease 1 homolog (gene Rexo1). Lineage: Eukaryota; Metazoa; Chordata; Mammalia; Rodentia; Muridae. The record is from RefSeq and is marked validated. The transcript has 16 exons. Gene Ontology annotation, cellular component: nucleus; nuclear body; nucleoplasm. Bases 130 to 3723 code for a protein of 1197 amino acids. Gene Ontology annotation, molecular function: exonuclease activity; nucleic acid binding.
GGGCCUCGGGACAAGAUGGCGGCGGCGGCGGGGUCCGAAAAGCGCGAGUGGAAGCCUCCGGGGCGAGUGUGAGGAGGGGUCCCGGGGUCCCGGGUAUCUCCGGGCCGGGGCCCCGCUGCGGAACGGACCAUGCUACGUUCUACCGGCUUUUUUCGCUCCAUCGACUGCCCAUACUGGGCGGGAGCCCCCGGGGGGCCUUGCCGGCGGCCCUACUGCCACUUCCGGCACCGCGGAGCUCGGGGUCCCGGCGCUCCCGGUAGCGGCGGCGUAACAUCUCCCGCAGCAGGACUUGGCUAUGACCCGUACAACCCGGAGCUACCCCAGCCUCCUGUGCAGAGGGAGAAUGGUGCUCUGGGUCAGGGCGAUGGCAUGCUGGAGUUGGAGCUGGUCAACCAGGCCAUCGAGGCUGUGCGUGGCGAGGUGGAGCUGGAGCAGAGGCGCUACCAGGAGCUCCUGGAGACUGCACGGGGCCACGGUGCUGGGGCUUCAGCACUGGCCCCUUGCAGCCCUGCCACAAGCAUGGAUGAUGAUGACACCUUCUCCUUGGCCCUGACUUAUACGCCAGGCGGCCUGCUGAGCCCGGACGCUGCCUACCAGCCCACCCCAUUGGCUGUCCCUGCCGAGCCAGGGCACAAGUACUCACUGGCCCCUUCAGACAGGGGUCAGAGCAGAGCUGCAGGAGGCGCUGGUGCCCUGGAGUAUGUCCCCAAGGCUGUGGGCCAGCCUCGUCGCGGUGGCAAAUACGUGGUGGAUAGCUCAAAGCCAUCAACAGAUCUAGAGUAUGACCCACUGUCCAACUAUUCAGCCCGGCACCUUGGCAGGACCAGCACUAGGGACGAGAGGGCCACCAAGCGGCCGCGGGGCUCCAGAGGUACUGAGCCAUACACACCUGCCCUCAAGAAGCCCUGUGACCCCUCUGGCGGCUGUGAGGCCAGGUUCUCAGACUCAGAAGAUGACGUGUCCAGCCCCCCAAAAGCCGAUGACCCUGAAAGCAAGGCACCUGGUAAGCCUGUCUCCAAGGAGGGCAUAGAGCCCGAGGAGGGCAGCCUGCGGGUCACCAAGGAGAUGGCUGUGCAGUAUGAUGUGGAAGACCUCGGGCAGCCCCCCAAAGCACCAGACACAGUGUCCGUGGUCAAGCCCAGCUCUCCAGCCAGGGCCUCUCAAGAUGCUGGGGUCCCCAAGGAGGGCAAAGCCAAGAAGAAGAAAAGUGGGACCCCAGCCAGCCUCAGCCACAAGGACAAGGUCCGCAAGAAAGACAAAAAGAAAGAGAAGGACCCAGCCAGACCCCGAGGAAAGGAAAAGGUGUGUGCAGACAGGAAGAAGCUGUCUUCCAGUAGCCCCCGGGGCAAAGCCCAGGGACUCGAAGGGACCAAAAAAAAGCCAUCCUCUGCUACCACAGUGGCUAGCUCAGGGAAAGGGGGGACGGGCCACCCAUCCAGCACGGGGCCCCAGGACCGUGGGCCCAAUUCCCGUGCACCACUAGCCUGGAAAGGUGGCUGUGCAAAGAAGAUGCCAUCAGUAAAGUUGGCGGAACGCAAGACCCGCUCCCUGGAUGAAGGAGCCCCCCAGGACACCCCUAAGCUCAAGAAACGGGCCCUGAGCCAUGCCGAACUAUUUGGGGAUGAGAGUGAGGAGGAGGACUCAGGCCUGGGAACAGCACCCCGGGUCUGGCCCCCGACCCUGCCCAGCCUUAGCUCAGACUCAGAAUCAGACUCUGACUCCAGCCUGGGUCUGGGUGAGACAAAGGUACCCAAGCGUCUCAAGGCCGCGCCGCCCGCAUCCCCCGCACCGCCCUCCCCACUGUCCUCCUCCUCGUCCUCUGGAGCCAGCCAGUGUGCAGAGGAGGGUGUGGGCUACUCGGCCCUGGAGAAGGAGCUGGACUUGGAUGUGGACCCUAUGGAGGAGUGCCUGCGGAUCUUCAACGAGUCCACCAGUGUGAAGACAGAGGACAAGGGCCGGCUGGCCCGGCAGCCACCCAAGGAGAAGGCCGAGGAGGAGACGCAUGCGGGCCUGACCACUUUGUUCCCAGGGCAGAAGAGGAGAGUCUCACACCUUUCCAAGCCUGGCAAGGAGGCAGAGGCCCCAAAGAGGACCCCCGUGGCCCCCCCAGCACGGCCCCCAACUGCUCAGGAGGUGUGCUACCGGCGAGCACAGCAGGCACAAAGGGACUCAGCCAGUUGGCUACAGGCUGUCCCACGGCCAACUGAGAGGCUUUCCUCUGUGCACAUCUCGGCGCCGGGGGAGAAGAGGAGGAUCGCUCACGUGCCUAACCCCCGACUGGCCGCCCCCCCCACAGGUGCCAAGAGGGCGCUCCCUGCCAGCGGCAGCCAAGUGUCCCACGGCCCCGAACCUGGCAGCCAGCCACUGAAGACACGUACGUUGUCAGGGAUGGCAUCUAAGACCACCACCACCGUCACCCCCAAGCGCAUGGCCCACAGCCCGUCACUCCAGAGUCUAAAGAAGCCCGUUAUCCCAAAAGAAUUUGGUGGCAAGGUCCCCACUGUGGUCCGCCAGCGCUAUCUCAACCUGUUCAUUGAGGAGUGUCUCAAGUUCUGUUCAUCCAACCAGGAGGCCAUUGAGAAGGCCCUGAACGAGGAAAAGGUGGCAUAUGACCGCAGUCCCAGCAAGAACAUAUACCUGAACGUGGCCGUGAACACCCUUAAGAAGCUGAGGGGCCUGGUCCCCAACGCCGUGCCCAACCUCAGCAAAGCCAGUAGCCGCAGGGUUGUGUCCCAUGAGGUUGUGCUGGGGGGCAAAUUGGCAGCUAAAACCAGCUUCUCACUGAGCCGCCCCAGCAGCCCGCGGGUAGAGGAGCUGAAAGGGACUGCCCUGUACAGCCGCCUCAGGGAGUACCUGCUCACUCCAGAGCAGCUGAAGGAGAAUGGCUACCCCUUCCCCCACCCAGAGCGCCCAGGGGGCGCAGUCAUCUUCACAGCUGAGGAGAAGAAACCCAAGGACCCCUCCUGCAGAAUUUGCUGUCGCUGUGGCACCGAGUACCUGGUCUCCUCCUCGGGCCGCUGUGUGCGCAAUGAGGAGUGUUACUACCACUGGGGGCGGCUCCGGCGGAAUCGAGUGGCUGGGGGCUGGGAGACCCAGUAUAUGUGCUGCUCAGCUGCAGUCGGAUCUGUGGGCUGUCAGGUCGCCAAGCAACACGUGCAGGAUGGCCGGAAGGAGAACCUGGAGGGCUUUGUGCGUACCUUCCAGAAGGAGCUGCCUGAAGAUGCCCAUGCCGGGGUCUUUGCCCUCGACUGUGAGAUGUCCUACACUACAUACGGCCUGGAGCUGACACGAGUCACAGUCGUGGACACAGACAUGCAGGUCGUGUAUGACACCUUUGUCAAGCCUGACAAUGCCGUUGUUGACUACAACACCAGGUUCUCAGGGGUGACAGAGGCCGACCUGGUGGACACGAGCAUCACGCUGCGGGACGUGCAGGCCGUCCUGCUGAGCAUGUUCAGCGCCGACACCAUCCUCAUUGGCCACAGCCUGGAGAGUGACCUGCUGGCUCUCAAGGUCAUCCACGGCACAGUGGUAGACACCUCUGUGCUGUUCCCACAUCGCCUGGGCCUGCCCUAUAAGCGCUCACUGCGGAACCUCAUGGCUGACUACCUCAGACAGAUCAUCCAAGACAAUGUGGACGGGCACAGCUCCAGUGAAGAUGCCAGUGCCUGUAUGCACCUUGUCAUCUGGAAGAUCCGAGAAGACGCCAAGACCAAGCGAUGACUCCCAUCCAACAUUACCAUGCCACCCCUUCUUCCAACCCUGGCUGCCCUCAACCCCGACCCCUCAGCCCUGACGCCCUUGGCCUCUUUUCAAACUGUGUAAUAAAACAUGACAGCUGACCCUGCGCCUCCCGAGCUCGAGCCGCAGGUCUGCAGUGAGCAGCCCAGAGCCGAGGCUGAGACCAGUCCUCAGCCCAGCCCCACACCCGUCCAACGUGUCACCACCUCCUCCCCCAGUCCUGUCCCAUGGAGCCUGCUGCUGCCCGGGGCAGAGCUGGCCUAGUCUCUGUGCCCCUGUCAGGCACCCCUACCCUUAACCCCCCAGCCCACCGCUCCCGACAGUGGGUUAUGCCUUCCGCUCCUUUGUAUAUAACGCAGGCGACAGGACAAGCCCUCAUGGUUUGAGACGGGUUGUCUUUUUUUACUUUAUACUGUUAUUUUUAUUAAUUUUUAAUUUAAACCUGCUGACCUGCACACCUCCUCAGCUGAGGGUCAACCCACAUGGUCAGUCCCAUGGGCCUGGAUGUUCACCCUGCCCACUUGGGGGGUAGCUUCCAGAACUCACCCCAGCCCACCCAGGACUCCCCAACCUCAGAGCCAAGCCAGCCCCUUGGUCUGGCCUUCAGGGCCUCUGGGCUAUCAUCUGGGGGAUGCCACCUCCCUCCGAGUAGGAACAGAAUAAAUGUUUGUAUGAACUUUAGAUUUCAUAGUGUGUUGUGCUUUGGGGGCCAGACAGGACCCUGACACGUGCCCGGUCAAGAAAAAUGGAAACGACUCCCAUGUUCAAGCCAGCUCUCAACCCAUGGGCCCAUGCCACCCAGCAUGGGGACCUGUGAGACACCGAAGCUCUAGGUAGGCUGUGCUCGACAGCCCUUCCCUGAGGGCACCUGGCUGUUGUGCAGGCUGGUGGUGCGCCUUCAUUCCCUUUUGCCUGUUAGGAGCCAAGGUCCAAGGUGGAGACUUGGAGUCCCUGGUGUCCUGAGGAAUGGCCUGACAAUCUAGGCCACUCUGUCCCCGUCAGGAAACAAGCUUUGCAACACUCACAUCCAAUGUGACCUCAGCUUGAUUGGCUGCCUCUUGGCACUUAUCUGUGGGGCAGAGUAGGCCUGGAGCCAUGCAGGGAAACCUGGGUGUGACAGUCAGGGUCUAAGGGAGCUUCCUUGGCUAAGCCUGGCUUCCACUCUCACGGGUAUCCUUGAGCAAUCUGUCCCCUCUUCUAUCUUGUGUAAACAAGGUUUUUUUUUUUAAAUAAAUAAAUAAAUGGUGCCCAUGUAUUCGCAAAAA